Striga asiatica is the source of this 3392-nucleotide messenger RNA. Lineage: Eukaryota; Viridiplantae; Streptophyta; Magnoliopsida; Lamiales; Orobanchaceae. The record is from the annotation of a GenBank genome assembly.
AUGCGUUAUUUUAGUUUUGGUUUUAUUCUUCUCAAAGAAUUUGAAAGGAAAUCUUCUGGCAGAGAUAUUAAUUUCAUCAUCGCGAAUUUGGAAGCGAAAUCUCUGGUCAGAGAUAUUCAUCAGGCGGUCCAUGUUACUGCAACUCUCUUCCAAUUCGCUUUCUCCCUAGUCCCUUCUCCUUCACACGCUAACUUCCACCAAUUUUCUUACUCAACCAGAGCUCCAAAUGACAUACCAAGGAUUAGGAAUGAAGGGAAAAGAUUGAGAAAGCAGAGGCACCGCCCUAAAGUCCUUGAUAAAGCUAAAAUUAGGAAACAUGCUUUGACUCCUAAACACAUAAUGCCUUCAACCCCUAACCUCUUUACCCCAAAGCGCCCGGCCAAUAUUUUGAGACCCAUUGAUCAGGUAAAUGUUGUCGAUUCUACUGAAAAAUCUAGCAGAAGAAGAAUCGAUUUCGACAUCGGUUAUUGCAGCCCAAAUCAGAGUCCAAAUGUUUAUGAUAGAAAAAGUAACAGAUUCACUGCUUUGAGAGUUUAUAGGAGAAUAUUCAAGCCAAAUGAGUGUUUGAAGAACAGUAGAAAGUUGGGUCCAAAUUUUCCAUUUAUAUUCAAGAAACACAGGAUGAGGCGGCUGAAACCGAUUGUGUUUGAUAAGCUCAUUAUGCUUGUUAAUACGUUUCCAACUACUCGGGAAAUGAAAAUUAAGCCGGUGGACUUAGAUCAAAUUAUGAGGAAUAGAAAGACAAGGCCUCGAACAUUAUACCAAAGGAAAUCGAAAUUCCCCUCGGUCACAGUUGAACGUGCAGCGCUUGAAAAAUCCACGUUGAAUUUGACGUGGAAGGCUAGAAAGGGAAGAUCCAAGACUUCCACUCGUGAGAGCAAUUUAUCAUCAUUCAUCAGUGAUCUUUCCCUGUUACAGUUCUCGGACUCUUUUCUUUUAAGAGUAUCUGCUAUUAGAGUAGCCGAAGAAGACUGUUCUUCAGCUUGUGUGGAAGCUCAAAAUGGUGGUUUAGAUGUGGAAACACCACUUUUCGUGGGUCUGUGCGGCGUUGAAGAUGUGGAUCUCGGAGAGAGCCAAAAUUGGGAUGAUUUUACAAAAGCUCUAGUUGAUUUUGCUACUCGUAAGGUGGAGUGUUUAAACCUCAAUGUGCCAACUCAAGAAAUCAUGCUAAAACAUGAUCUUAAUCCAGAGAGAGAAGCUCAAGAAAUCAUACCAAGAGUUGAUCUCAAUCCUGAGAGUGAAGAUGACGAGACGAAAAAUUAUUGGAAGGUGGAAAGAGAAUUAUAUGAAGGACGGUUCGACGAAUUCAUUGCCAUCUUAUAUCACAUUCAAGGAAGUAUGAAGUACUCGGCCUGGAAAGGCUCCAUUGUUGAUUCAGUGGUCGGAGUCUUUCUGACUCAAAAUGUUGGUGACAACCUUUCCAGUGGUGCCUUUAUGUCCGUUAGAGAGAGAUAUCCGCCUCUGCAUAUGAGCGAGGACAUUGGUAAUGAUGGUAAAAGUGAAAUUGUCAUUCAUGAUAGUGAAAAAGUGAAAAUAGCCUUACCACCAUCCUUAUCCUCUGACGAGUGCGGACAACCGUUGAUUAUUGAAAAUGAUGGAAAUGAAAUUUCCUCCUAUAUCGAAUCUACCUCUGGAGGAGGAAAAGGUAAAAACAAGUUAAACAAAGAACCUCCCAAUUGGGACAAGUUAAGGGUGAAAUAUUCCCAAGGUGUAUCAAAAAACAGAACCGAACGUACAAUGGAUUCUGUUGAUUGGGAGGCAGUUAGACAAGCGACUGUUGAUGAGGUGGCUAAAGCGAUCAUGGGGAGGGGAAUGAAUAAUUUGCUUGCUAGAAGAAUCAAGGAUUUUCUUGAGCGAUUAGUUAAAGAUCACGGCAACAUUGACCUUGAGUGGCUAAGAGAUGCUACGCCAGAGGAAACAAAGGCUUACUUGCUAAGUAUACCUGGCCUUGGCCUGAAGAGCGUAGAAUGCGUGAGGCUUUUGGCACUUCAACAACAAGCGUUCCCGGUUGAUGUGAACAUUGCUCGGGUCGCUGUGCGCAGAGGUUGGGUUCCUCUUCAGGCACUACCAGAGGGUGUCGAGAUACACCAUCUAAAUGACUAUCCUAAUCUAGAUAGCGUCCAACAGUUCCUGUGGCCACGUGUUAAGCAUAUGAGACAUGAAAAAUUGUAUGAAGUGCAUUAUCAUCUUAUACUCUUUGGCAAGACAAUCUGUACAAAGAAAAAUCCAAAUUGCAGUGCAUGCCCGUUUACAGCAAGUUGCAAGCACUAUGCUAGCAUGUCUGCAAGUGCUAGACCCCGCCUUAAAGGCCCUCAAAUGGAGAACUCGCAUUAUCAGUCUUCAGAAAGUUUCAAUCAGGAGUCAGUGGUGAGGACGAGCCUAGUGAUGCUUCCCAAUUUGAAUAUACCACAGAAUUGUGAACCAAUCAUAGAAAUGCCGGAUUCUCCAGUGCGAGAGGGUACACCGGAGACUGACGCGGAUGCAGUUUUUCCAUUGGAAAUUGAAGAUAACAACGAUGAAGAAAAGGAAAUGCUUACGCUCAAUCUCAGUUUCAUAGAGAGAGAGGAUGAUGGGUCCAAGACAUUGAUUACUUUGAGGCCGGAUAUGGCAUCUUGUCCGAGGCCCAAGCUUAAAGAUGUGAAGCGCUUGAGGACUGAGCACAUAGUGUAUGAGCUUCCGCUAUCCCAUCCUCUCUUGGCAGGGUUUGAUGAGUUGGACACAGAUGAUCGUUUUCGUUACCUUCUUGCAAUAUGGAUGACAGAUGAAACUACCGGUUCUUCCCAAGAUCCAAAAAAAGAAAAUAAUUGUCAGGAAUCGACGAACUCUGACCUGAAUACUCCUUCAGGGCAAAUCAUUAAAUACCGAAAUGAGCUGAUGGUUCAAGGAACAAUUUUGAUACCGUGCCGAACAGCUAAUAGAGGAUCCUUUCCACUUAAUGGGACCUACUUUCAGGUCAAUGAGGUGUUUGCUGACCAUGAUUCUAGCCUACGACCAAUUGAUGUCCCCAGAGAAUGGGUUUGGAAUUUAAGGAGACAGCCAUUGUAUUGUGGGACAUCAAUACACUCGAUUUGUAGAGGCAUGUCGAUGGAGGAUAUUUCUGUUCUGUUUCAUGAAGAACUAUCCCGAACCGUUUGGAGGAGUGAUCAAAUGGUGAAAAGCUGUAUACACAAAUGGGAAGGAAGUCACAUACUUGGCGUAUAGUGUAAUUAUUGAGCAUUGCUAGCACGGUAUAUGUAUCUUUGUUAGGAAAUUAUUUUCUUUUUAUCUAAAAAUUUUACUGAAUCAUUCAUAGGAAGGGCCUGAUAAAAGAAAAGGUAAUAAACUGGCUCUUGAAAAAUAAUUGAUCUCAAGUUAUAAAUUACAACAACAUACAACAACAUACUCAGUAUAUU